AUGGCGACUCCUGGCACCUACUCGAAUCCAGCGUAUCAUAUCCAUGACCUAAAUGACCCAAGGCUCGAACUUGCCUACGAAGAAGGCCACGAUGCCGAUAUACCUUCCAAUCUAGGCGUCUACACCCCGGGACAGCGCUCGUCAAUUCACGACCAUGAAAAGGGCGACCUUGAAAAAGGUGCAAUCAGCCACCCCACCACGUCUAGCGGGGAGGUAGACGACGGGGCGGAUACAACAGAAAAGCUGGAAGGUGCCGAGGAAUCAGACCCGAAUGUCGUAUUUUGGGACGGUCCAGAUGAUCCAGAGAAUCCCAUGAACUGGCCGAAUUCAUUAAAGUGGGGAAACAUCGCCAUUCUCUCGUCAAUUACGUUCGUAACCCCUCUCGCAUCCUCUAUGUUCGCACCCGGCGUCCCUGAAGUUAUGGCUGGCUUCCACGAGAAAUCAGACCUUCUGGCAGCCUUUGUCGUGUCCGUUUUUCUCCUCGGCUUCGCGUUUGGACCACUAAUCGUGGCACCGUUGAGUGAGUUAUACGGGAGACGGUGGAUCUACCAUUCCUGCAAUAUCCUCUUCAUCAUCUUCACCAUUGCCUGUGGGGUGUCCAGCAACUUCAACAUGCUUGUCGGAUUCCGAUUCCUUCAAGGCUCAGUCGGGUCUGCCCCUCUGACGAUUGGAGGUGGAACGAUAGCGGACUUGAUGCCAGUUGAGAAGCGCGGCGGAGCCAUGGCCAUCUGGGCCAUGGGCCCACUUAUAGGGCCUGUGGUUGGGCCUGUAGUUGGCGGGUUCCUUGUACAAGCAAAAGGAUGGCGAUGGGUAUUCUACCUGAUUGCCAUACUGGGCGGUACCGUCACGAUUCUAGCAUUCGUCUUCAUGCGGGAGUCAUACGCGCCCGUAAUCCUGGAACGAAGAGCUGCAAAGCUUCGCAAGGAGACUGGAAACCCGAAUCUCCGAUCCAAGCUCACGUCGCCCAUCUCACCGAAGGAGUUGUUCCGCCUCAGCAUUGUGCGGCCCACCAAGAUGCUCCUGACCUCACCAAUCGUGUUUUGCAUGUCCUUUUACUCGGCUGUUGCGUACGGCAUACUCUACCUCCUCUUCACGACCAUCACCUUCGUCUUUGAAGAGAAGUACCAUUUCUCCUCCGGAACGGUUGGACUUACCUACAUUGCCACGGGCAUAGGCAUGAUCAUCGGUCUCGCUGUUCUGGGUGUCCUAAGUGAUCGAGUUCUCAAGAACCAAAAGGCGAAGGGAAAGGCCUUGAAACCCGAAGAUCGUCUGCCGAUGAUGCUGACCGUUCCUGGCGGCAUUUGCUUGCCAGUCGGGCUCUUCAUUUACGGCUGGGGAACAGACAAACAUGUCCACUGGAUUGUUCCACUUAUUGGCACAUCUUUCGUCGGAAUAGGGAUGCUAAGCAACUUUUUGACCAUCCAAACCUACCUCGUCGACGCUUUUACCCUGCACGCGGCGUCCGCGAUGGCCGCUAACACAGUCAUUCGUUCCAUCUUCGGUGCUAUACUUCCCCUAGCAGGCUUAUCAAUGUACAACAAGCUUGGUCUUGGCUGGGGAAACUCCCUUCUGGGGUUCGUUGCCCUUGGCUUGAUUCCGGUCCCCGUUAUCUUCAAGAUCUACGGCGAGCGUAUUCGGACAAAUCCGAGGUUCCAGUUGAAGCUUUGA
This is a messenger RNA of Mytilinidion resinicola, 1668 nucleotides long. RefSeq names its product MFS general substrate transporter. The transcript has 4 exons. The coding region runs from base 1 to 1668 and encodes 555 amino acids. Gene Ontology annotation, cellular component: membrane. Gene Ontology annotation, biological process: transmembrane transport. Gene Ontology annotation, molecular function: transmembrane transporter activity. The record is from RefSeq and is a predicted model, not a curated record. NCBI's taxonomy places the organism in Eukaryota, Fungi, Ascomycota, Dothideomycetes, Mytilinidiales, Mytilinidiaceae.